UGAUUCUAUACUUGGUCACUCCCGGCGAGACAUUGGGCCGCUUACCCUCUUGGGAGCUGUCACAAGCUGGACAUGUUUGCUCGGCGCAGAGCCGCAGGCAUUCAGCUGCCGGAAUGGUCAGAAGUAGAGGGACUUCUCCUCUCGUCUGGCCUCGCUCUGCAUUCUCUUUUUCAUCCAUCAACCAACCCCUCGACCAGCAGCCCCUCAAACUUGCCUUCUUGCCUCCUGACGACUGGGUGAAGAGGUUGAAGAAUCACGAUUGAAUCCUCGGGCGACCAUGGCUUCCCCGAGUGAAUAUACGGGCUACUUUAUUGGCUAUACUGCCCUGUCCGGAGUGUACAUCAUACCCUUGACUGUGCUCUGGUUCAUUACUUUCUGUCUUGCGCGCAAGCACCAUGACCCCGCGCGGGUCGGUAUCGUAUGGUUGAAGGCGGUGUUUCCUGUUUGGCUCUCGGGGUUGGCGUUAGCUCUCGGCAGAGCGUGUGUACAUAUUUAUAUACAAUUUAACGACGACGCCACCUAUGCCCAAAGCUUCAGGGUGCAGCUAGUUAUCGGGCAACUUUUGACCACCGCCUCCUUCCUAUUUUACCUCGCCGACAUCUUCCUCUUCAUCACCUUUGUCGAGCUCGCCGGUGGCUACACGGUCUGCCUUAGGAACCCCGCCGAGACAACUCGAACCCGUAAAUUCGGUCGCAUUGGUAUCUUCGCAUGGAGCGGCGUUCUCUUCGUCUUAAUCCUAUCCCUCUUCGCCCUUCGCCACUCGUUUUACGCCAGAAUCACUUCAUGGGCCGACUUCGGGUCAUGGUCUGACAUCGACUUCCAUGUCACCAGCUUACGCCUGGAAGGCGGAGUUAAAAUACUCUUAUGGCUCACCAGCAUCCCCAUGGUCGGUUUGGGUUCGUUUACCGUCCACAAGGCCAAGAAUCACCCGCUCUUCCGCAGCGGCUCGGUCCUCUUCCUGGUGGCCACCAUCCUUGACUUCGUCCGCCACACCAUCGCCAUGGCCAUUUUUGCGCAGGGCUAUCUUAGCAACGCGCCCAGGGCCGUUACCAUCGGGCCCGCUAUCGAACCGGCCGUCGAUUGGAUUGUCGAAUCCUUUUUCAACUUCACCCUCAUGUUCGUCCUCCUCGUCAUCCUCUUCGCUCUGGCCAUCCGCACGCACAAGGGCUUGUGGUCGCAACCGCAGCCGGGGUGGGGCCACCAGACCGUGGUGUAUGGGCCUCCUAUGCCCUAUCCUCCAGGGCAAGUCCCGGUAGGCAUGGUACCGGCCCAGCCACAAUACAUGCAACAACAGCCGACGCAGGGUAUGCCGGCGUACCUCCAGGUUGCGCAGCAGCAGCAGCAGGGGCAGGGGCAGCAGGGAUACUAUUACUAUCCCCAGCCAGGGCAGCAGCAGCAGCAGCCCCAGCAAAUGCAACAGAUGCAGCAGCAGCCGCCCCAACAAACGCAGCAGCAGCAGCAGUCCGACGAGCCGCAGCCUGUACCCCAACAACAAACUAGGGACCAGCCGAAGACAACUGAGGAUGUUUAAGCCUACCCGGAUGGUUGGGUUGGGGCGAGCCCGGUAUCGACCGGCGAAGGGA
Messenger RNA from Chaetomium fimeti, 1583 nucleotides. RefSeq lists its product as uncharacterized. The record is from RefSeq and is a predicted model, not a curated record. The transcript is spliced from 3 exons. Bases 278 to 1531 code for a protein of 417 amino acids. Lineage: Eukaryota; Fungi; Ascomycota; Sordariomycetes; Sordariales; Chaetomiaceae.